AGUUUGAAAGCGAUGAUAAUAGUGCCUGAAAAGGUGGUUCCAUAAGUAGUUUAGUGAAGUUUUAAGACCAAAUCGAUAUUUAAACCCAACUGAGCCAUUCGCGGCUUUUGCUUUCUGUGUUUGUAAAUCACUCUCUACGGAAAAAUCCCAAUUUGAUAAACCCAUCAACAACUAGAAGACGUCGUUUGUAAUCCUAGUUUUAUUCGCCAAUAUUCGAUUCUGGGUGCUUGAAAUCAGAAGCCCUAACCCUAAAUUUUCAAUUUCAUGGCGUCGAGGAAGAAACAGUCGGAAGGAAUCGCUUUACUCUCCAUGUACAACGAUGAAGACGAUGAAGAUAUGGAAGAUCUCGAUGACCAGCAACGAGAAGAGCAGCAGCAAAAACAAGAAGACGAGCUGUUGGAACCUCAGAACGACUAUAGAGAAUCAAACGAGCAGGGGCCUGAUUCACUGAAUGACACAAUGGUUAUUGAUGAAUUUCCUAAUGAUUCUUCGUCGUCUGUUCUCAGUCUGAAUUCGACGCCUAAAGACGGUUUAUUGCGGCCUUUGACGCCGCAGCAGCCUCAGGUUUCGUUCUCAUCAUCUCUGCAGCAACAGCAGCAACGACUAGUUAACUUGGAGGUGAAAAGAAGUGGAAGAGGGAGGCUUACCAUUGUGGACUAUGGUCAUGAUGAAGUUGCUAUGUCUCCUGAGCCCGAAGAAGGGGAAUUUGUUGAGGAGCUUCUAACAGCUAACGCAGGUGCUAGCCAAGAAAUAACGCCUGCAGGAACUGUUCAAGUUUUAACACCUAGUGCUCAAGCAACUCCUCAAUCAUCAGAACUUUUAGAAACAUCACAACCUGAUGAAAUGAAUAAUGCUGUUAUUCUAUCAGAAGCUGCAGAAAAUGAAGGCACAACUAAUGUUCCUGCAGAAGAUGCUGGUUCAUUGGAUAAAUUUCUUCCUCCACCACCAAAAGAGAAGUGCCCAGAGGAACUGCAGAGGAAAAUAGACAAAUUUCUUGCUUUGAAGAAGGUUGGGAGAAGCUUCAAUGCAGAAGUUCGCAAUAGAAAGGAUUAUCGUAAUCCUGACUUCUUGCUGCAUGCAGUGAGGUAUCAAGAUAUUGAUCAGAUUGGGUCUUGCUUCAGUAAAGAUGUAUUUGACCCUCAUGGAUAUGACAAAAGCGACUUCUUUGAUGAAAUAGAAGCUGAUAUGAGACGUGAAAAAGAGAGGAAGGAGCAAGAGUUGAAGAAGAGUCCUAAGGUUGAAUUUAUUUCAGGAGGAACUCAGCCUGGACAGGUUGUGGGCGCACCAAAGUUUCCCCUGCCUAUUCCAGCUGGUGCUUCCAGUGCUUUGCAUUCCACAUCAACCACAGCCGAUGCUGUUGCUCGAGAUGGUAGACAAAACAAGAAGACAAAAUGGGAUAAGGUAGAUGGUGAUGGAAGAAAUCUUCUACCGACUGGUGGACAGGAUUCUUUAGCCACUGUGGCAGCCCAUGCAGCUCUUUUAUCUGCUGCUAAUGUUGGCGCUGGAUACACAGCUUUCGUGCAGCAGAAACGGCGAGAAGCGGAAGAAAAAAGAUCUAGUGAAAAGAAGUUGGAGAGAAGAUCUUGAACUGUUCAUUGUAAUUCUUGGCAGGAAAACUAAGACACGUAUUAGAAGGAAAAGCAACCUUGCUUCAUAUAAAUAUAUUUUUUAAUUUUAACUAAUUUUUAUGAAUGAAAAUCAUAGUCAACUGUCUUUACAGCUAAUUGAGGUUCAAUGUAAUAUAUAGCGACCAUCACGUGUUGUAUGUCUUCUUAUGCACAUAUGUGAUGAGCUCAAAUUUCAGAUUAACAUAAUUUUUUCAGUGGGUUGUUUCUAAUGGAAGAUUGGAUCAGAUCAUGCAGCUCAAGAGCUUAUAUUAUAGCAGUAAUGAUGCAAUUUAUCUUAAAUCCUUA
Molecule: messenger RNA, 1913 nt
Organism: Manihot esculenta (cassava)
Lineage: Eukaryota; Viridiplantae; Streptophyta; Magnoliopsida; Malpighiales; Euphorbiaceae
Product: SAP30-binding protein
Exons: 8
Coding region: 265-1587 (440 amino acids)
Biological process (GO): regulation of DNA-templated transcription
Cellular component (GO): nucleus
Source: RefSeq, a predicted model, not a curated record